AUGGCAACGCGCAAGGUCCGCUACAAAAAACUCAGCAUAAAAACAGCUCUACCUGUUUUACGUGAGGAUCAGGUCGACCCCAGCGAAUACGAAGCCCUCACAAGCGAAACACAAAUCGCAACCGGUGUCGACCAAGCAGAAGAAAAUGAAUACCAUCUGCAGGUUGUGUUGCAGGGCCCGGCAGCUGCCUCCGAUAAGGAUAUUCCAGUGCCGCCGCCCCAGGAGAGCGACGUCAACUAUGACGCCCUCUACUCUCGUAGCUUCACGCAGCCGGCAAACUAUAUACGCUUCUCGCAGACUGUCGAGGAGUGCAUAGGAUGCCUGUAUGACAUGACAGAAGAGGAUGAGGAGUUUGUGAAAUCAUACAACCAAAAACGACCUGCGAACUCACAGUUGUCCGAGGAUGACUUUGAGCAGAUCAUGGAGGUUUUCGAGGACACUGCAUCCAUUUCAACCCCAUAUGCGUCAGUUGACAAGACGAUUGUGCCAUAUGACCACAUGGUUGCCGGCCUGAACGAGCUUCAGUUGCCGAAAGUCAUGCAUCAUGCGAAAGAGAUCUAUGAAUACUGGAAGUCCCAGAGAGCGGCAGUAGGUGGGCCGUUGCAUCCAGCUCUCAAGUUCGAGACGCACCAGGACUCGGAUGAAAUGGACCCAUUUGUCUGUUUCCGGAGACGCGAGGUUCGGCAGACACGCAAGACCAGAGCACGGGACAUCCAAAGCGCAGACAAGCUCAAGCGGUUACGUCGUGAGCUAGAGGACGGACGACAGCUUGUCAUCCUAGCACACGAGCGAGAGGUCCACAAGCGCGAGCUGCUCCGAGUUGACCGGGCCGUAUAUGAGCAGAGGGCCAAAUUGAAGGAGAUGAAAAUCCGGCUUGGCAUCAAGACGGAUGAUGAAGAUCUCGUCAACCAAAAGCCCCAGAAGAAGAAGGUGCCGGAGCUCUCUAUUGCACAGCGUGCGCCGGGUGCCCAGGUGCGGGCGCCAGUGCGUAGCGACGGACGGCCAACGGAGAUGGACUUGGUGCAGCUGCUCGAUGCUCUUGUAGAGAAGGAGAACGAGCUGCGUGCGGAUGUGAUCAAGAGGAUCGAGAACCACCGGCGGUGGAACGAGAAUCACGUCGACCUUACCUGCGAGCCAUUGGGCCCGGUAAAGGACCAGAAUGUUGGCGCUGGAUUCCGGCCAGUAAAGACGCAGUAUUUGAUGACGCCGCCGGCUUCCGAGACGUCCAACGACGAUGGCACAGAAGCAAUGGAGCUGGACGAGCCGGCGGCGCCGGUUGUAUUCCAGUUCAGAGGCGUACAGCAGGAGGCAGAUGCGGCCGGCCCCCGUCUUCAGUUCCGUCGCCGGAUAGGACGGCUGAACCGGUUGUGGAUUGACCGCAAGAGAAUGCCUACUCCGCCUCGAGAUGUGUCUCCGUAUGGGGAGGAGAUGGAUGUGAACAUGGUGUCUGACCGAUGGAAGUACGACGCGGACGACAGCGACGACGAGCCAGAAGUGUACGAGAUCGACCCGUACGACACCCGUGCCCUCAAGUUCCGUGCAUCGCUUCCGCUGCCGUUUCCAUUCCAGGCGCGGCGACAAGAGCUUCCGGCAAAUGCGGCAGGACGAGCAGGCAGCGCGUCACAACCAGGGCGGCCAGCAGGCCAGGUGCGGCCUCCAGCUGCACAACCAACACCGGCCGCACACAUCUCAGGCACAGCCAAUGGGACGUCGUGA
Messenger RNA from Grosmannia clavigera kw1407, 1716 nucleotides. RefSeq names its product histone acetyltransferase complex component. Bases 1 to 1716 code for a protein of 571 amino acids. Gene Ontology annotation, cellular component: piccolo histone acetyltransferase complex. Lineage: Eukaryota; Fungi; Ascomycota; Sordariomycetes; Ophiostomatales; Ophiostomataceae. Gene Ontology annotation, biological process: regulation of transcription by RNA polymerase II. The transcript is spliced from 3 exons. The record is from RefSeq and is a predicted model, not a curated record.